AGGAGAGGGAGGCGAGCUGAGCGCAUCCCAAAGUUUCAGGCUGCAGCUGUUCGGACACCGCAGACACGAGGACCAGCGUAUGUGGGAUGAGGGGUCUCGUCGGUGCUUGAGGAAGUGUUCUGGAGGAGAAACGGACUGGGCGAGAACUAAUGUGGUGAUUUAGAAGGAGCUGCAGUUAUUCUUCGGCUUAACCAGGAACAUCUGACAACAAGAAGGCUGUUAACGUCCCUUUGUCAUGUCACGAAAACAGUCGGAAGAGCUGCGUAAACAGAUUCCGCAUUCAGUAGACUGAAGAUCGAACUGGAUGAAGCCAGUUUUCAUUUAUGACUGACGAACUUAAAAAACGCAAACUCACCUUCUUAGAACCUUGUAAUUCAUUUCCUACCGCUUGUUGUUUCUCUACUUGUCAAGGGAAGCAGUUUUUAAAGAAAUCAUCCCAAAGGGAAACAGCGAAAGAAACUUAUUUCAACACCUGACAGCUCUGACCCACUUAUCACGCUCCAACUAGUUGGGCUGAAGGAAAAACUUUGCAUUUAGCAGGCAACAUCAGCAAAGGGGAUGCACUGUUUUAUAUUCCGGGCCAUUGAUCCACUAACCUCCUGCUCUAAUUAGCCACACACAAAUACCCGCACAUGUGCGCGCACAAACAAACACGUGGUGUUGCUGGCCUCUGCAGGUGCUUUAAAUAGUCUUGUGAUUGUAACCCUUGUGUCUGGUUCUCAGUUCAGUGACACAACACCCAGACACCCACACUUACACAGCUAUACCCAAUUGGGUGUUAGAAGUCCAUCUGCACACCAUUAACUCCCACUGACCUUGACUGUGAUCAGACACAUGUUUGCGUUAGCAGGAGACAGUGUCACAUCCUGUCUGCUCUGAUUGAGGGUGAGAAUGAGAGUUGUUGUGGCAGAGUGGCGCUGAUAAAUUUUACUGCCUGAGGGUUGGCCAAGUAGUUGAUAUUAAUUGUAAAGUGGUGUGUGUGUGUGUGUGUGUGUGUGUGUGUGUGUGUAUGCAUGUGUGUCUGUUGCAUUGUUAGAGCAGAUGAAAGCCGGGACUGUUUGGGUCAUGUCACUUUGACCUAGAUUUGAUGAAAUAAACUGGCCACCAGAGUGAAACGUGUGCAAGUCCUGCUGAGAUCAAAAUACACAUAUUUUUGACAAAUACAUUAAACUCUCUGAACUAGAGAUUGCGCUGCAGUCUUCUUACUUGUUAACUACCAGCUAACUUAGGCUACCUAACUACUACACCCAAUAAACAGGGUCUGCAAAAUAAAACUUGUAGAGUGCCUUUUUAUUUAGCCUCAUAAUCAAACUCCCAGUCUCCAGUUUGGCCUCAUUCUCUGUGCCGCCCCUCAUGAACACCUUCCCUUCCUUCUCCACACCUCCUCCAAACACAGCAACCAUCCAGUCAGUCUGUAAGCCCUGCCUUCGGGCCCCGUGGAGGAUGAAUGAUGUGCCCACACUUGACUAUGAGUUGCUGCUGUCCCCGGCUAGCUCCUCCCUCCCGGGGAGUCCUGGCGGUGGCAGCAGCAACCCCCCUCUGGCCCUGGUUGGGGUGGACGCUGAGCAGCGCACUGCCUUGGCCUUUGUAGGCCUCCUCAUGCUAUUCCUGGUCUUCCUGCUGGUCAGGUGCUUCAGGAUCCUGCUGGACCCCUACAGCCGCAUGCCUGCAUCAUCCUGGACUGACCACAAGGAGGGGCUGGAGAGGGGUCAGUUUGAUUAUGCUCUUGUGUAGGGUGAUGUCUCAACUGUGUAGAAAAGGGAAUAUUUCAUUGUACACAGACAGCAUCUUUUACAGCAUUGUCUAAUUUAGAAGUGAAGGUGGACAGUAGAAAUGCAUAGUAUUGUGAAUGCACUCUAGAAGGGAGGUUUACCUGAUGUUGGCCUAUGCCUAGUUUAUAUCACUGUACUGCAGUCUGCGUACUAGUGUAAAUAUGAGGCUCCCUAUUUAACCAUAACAAGUCUGGUUCACCAAGAGGCACACCAUGCAAGCCAAACACUCACCCAAACCAACAUGUUUGACCAUGAAGAAAAACAGAAAUAACGAGCUGCACAGCUGCCUUAACCUGACCUAAUGUACUAGCCUAACAUGCCACCACCUCACAGCAUCACUUUAGGGCUAGGUUUUGCAAAUUCCACCGCUUGUCAGAUCACGACAGUUUUUUUCAAAGCUACGUUUUUAAUGAGAACUCGUAACACGCAGAACACAGGCAAAACCUGAAUGAAGGAGUUUACACUUAAUGCAGAUGCCCCUUUAAUGAACCAAGGUCCAUUACAAAGCAUCCAUGUGUUCAGUGCUGAUCAAGUAGCACAAAUCCUCACUUGUUUUGAUUUCGGACACUGAUCCUCGAGCAGCACUGCAGUCCCAGAUGCUUUUUAAGGCCCAAGCAGGUAGUUUAUAUCGCCAUGAAAUCUCGUCCGUGUAUGUUUCGUGUGUUACUGUGUCUAUAACUGAGAAGCCAUAUUGAAACUAUAUAAUCUCUUAUUACUGCAAGUAAAAUUUUUGUUCUUGGUUGUGUCCUUUGCUUUAGUAAGCCUGCCAAGUGUGGUGAUGAAUCAAACAGCAACCUUUAGGCAAAAAAAAGCUUUAUUUUUCUAUUCUUGACUCAAGUUUGGGAGUCUCCUUUUUGCUAUCUUUCUGUCCUUUUCCUCUUACUCUAUCAAUCUUAGACUGUGGGUUUUUGAGGUAGUCAUGCAGCCACGUCUUAGAAAGAAGCAAAGCAGGUAGCUUUGCUUUUUUUUGUGUUUUGUAAUCAUAUAUUUUUCUGACUAUCUGCUUUGUUUUUGAUACACUGCGCUGAAUCAGUGAAAAUAAAAAAGAUUUUCUUCCUCAAUUACUCUUCUCUAAUUUCCACCGAUAGCUGGACUGUGUGGAGGUUCCACAUUGUUCAUGUUGGAAAUUAAAUAAAAU
This is a messenger RNA of Xiphias gladius (swordfish), 2910 nucleotides long. Its product is annotated as cortexin-1-like. The transcript has 3 exons. NCBI's taxonomy places the organism in Eukaryota, Metazoa, Chordata, Actinopteri, Istiophoriformes, Xiphiidae. Bases 1354 to 1734 code for a protein of 126 amino acids. The record is from RefSeq and is a predicted model, not a curated record.